CACGGAGCUGUCUCUAAGACAAAUGCUGGAAGUCUGGACUGUUCCUAAUUCAGAUCCUUCUUAAGUCCGAGCUGACGAAAAUAACUUUUCAAGUAUUUUUUAUGAACACAUUGUGUAAAUAUCUCAUGUGGCUGCACAGCGUCGAUUUACCUGGCACGACGGAUCUGUGAAUGCAAAGUAAAGAAAUAUCCCAAGGCACCCGGUCUGUUUAAUUAAAGACGAUCGGCAGUCGACGCGGCGGAGAGAAGAUGAAGGUAAUCAUGCGGGUGAUGUGUUGUUUGAUGGCAUGCGUGCUGUCAGUGCGGGGCGCCGGGAGCGACACCCACGCGCUGCCCCGGGACUCGUGCGCGUCAUGCGGCCUCGGCCGUCCCGACGUUCCAGACGCGAUGGACACGGACUUUCUGGAGGCGGUGAAGAGGCACAUACUGAGCAGACUGCAGAUGAGGCAGAGACCUAACAUCACGCACCCGAUCCCGAAGGCGGCCAUGGUCACGGCACUGAGGAAGCUACACGCCGGGAAAGUGAGAGAGGACGGGAGGUUCGAGAUUCCCAGCUUUGAUGGCCAAGCCGCUUACAGCAACGAGGCGCAAGAGGAAACCUCAGAAAUCAUCAGCUUUGCCGAGUCAGAUGACCUGACGUCAGUGUCCAGUCUCUAUUUUGUGAUCUCCAAUGAGGGCAAUCAGAACCUGUAUGUGCUGCAAGCCAAUCUAUGGUUGUACAUCAAACUUUUGCCUGGAGGCCUAGAAAAAGGUGUGCGUCGGAAGGUGACAGUGAGGGUGCACUACCAGGAGCCUGGUGGUCAGCAAAAAUGGGUUGAGAAGCGCCUGGAGCUGAAGCGCAGUGGCUGGCACACAUUCCCACUGUCAGAGGCAGUCAGAGUGGCACUACAGAAAGAUGAGCGACGGCAGGACUUGGAUGUGCACUGCGAGAGCUGUGAGGUAGCCAAUGUGGCGCCUGUGCUGGUGGACGUCGGUGAUCCCUCUCACCGGCCUUUCCUGGUGGUGCGGGCACGCCAGGCAGAGGGGAAACAUCGUAUCCACAAGCGUGGCCUGGAGUGUGAUGGAAAUCAUGGUGGUCUGUGCUGCAGGCAGCAGUUCUACAUUGACUUUAGGCUCAUAGGCUGGAAUGACUGGAUCAUCGCACCUGCUGGCUACUUUGGCAACUAUUGCGACGGCAGCUGCCCUGCAUAUAUGGCAGGCGUGCCGGGCUCCGCCUCCUCAUUCCACACAGCUGUGGUCAAUCAGUACCGCAUGCGAGGCAUAAGCCCAGGCUCAGUGAACUCCUGCUGCAUCCCUACCAAGCUCAGCACCAUGUCCAUGCUCUACUUUGAUGAUGAGUACAACAUUGUCAAACGGGACGUUCCUAAUAUGAUAGUGGAGGAAUGCGGCUGUGCCUGAGGCUGGUUAGGGAAUUGUAGACUUUGAAUGUAAUCAAAAGACAUUACAACAGCAGUGACAUAUUUAUGGUCCUGUACCACAGGCAUAUAAAUACAUGUUAUUAUAUGUUCACUCAAAAUGCACAAUCACACACUAGUGUGUGUGUGUGCAUGGAGCAGUGGUUCGUCAGAUA
Ictalurus furcatus (blue catfish) is the source of this 1569-nucleotide messenger RNA. RefSeq names its product inhibin subunit beta B (gene inhbb). The record is from RefSeq and is a predicted model, not a curated record. The coding region runs from base 249 to 1397 and encodes 382 amino acids. The transcript has 2 exons. Lineage: Eukaryota; Metazoa; Chordata; Actinopteri; Siluriformes; Ictaluridae. Gene Ontology annotation, cellular component: extracellular region. Gene Ontology annotation, molecular function: growth factor activity; cytokine activity. Gene Ontology annotation, biological process: SMAD protein signal transduction; BMP signaling pathway.